CGGGCAGCGCCGAGCGCCGAGCGCCGCCGGGGGAGGGAGCUGCUGCGCGGGCCGGCAGGAUUUCUGACCCUGGGCCGGACGCGCUGUCCCGGAUGGAGCGAGGGGCAGAGCUGGGGGUCCCAGGUGCCCAGGGCGCUCAGGAGACCCCGAGAGACGCCCACACAGGCGAUGGGCCGGCCAGCGAGGCCGAGGAGGGGGAUCCCCAGCCGGAAGGGCACGAGCGAGCAGGGCCACACAGGAUGGUACCGGGACGACACCAGGAGAGUGAUCUGCCCAGCCCAGGUGCCUGCGAGCACCAGCGGGAAAACCCUGCUGGGGAGAGAGACGCAGACCCGGCUCCCCGUGGGGCAGGCGACGAGGGGCUGAAUGAAUCCACGAUCCGGGCGGCGGGGACGCCCCACAGCUCUGUCCCAGCUCCCCGUGGGACUGGCGAAGGGCUGAACGAAUCCACGAUCCAGGCGGUGGGGAUGCCCCACAGCUCUGCCCUGGCACUGAACGAAUCCAUGAUCCGGCCAGUGGGAUCACCCUGCAGCUCUGCCCCGGUGCUGAACGAAUCCACAAUCCGGCCGGUGGGGACGCCCCACAGCUCUGUCCCGGCGCUGAACGAAUCCACGAUCCGGCUGGCGGGGACGCCCCACAGCUCUGUCCUGGCUCCCCGCGAGGCCGGCGAGGCGCUGAACGAAUCCACGGUCCGGCUGGCGGGGACACCCCGCAGCUCUGCCCCGGUGCUGAACGAAUCCACGAUCCGGCCGGCGGGGUCACCCUGCAGCUCUGCCCCGGUGCUGAACGAAUCCACGGUCCGGCCGGCGGGGACGCCCCACAGCUCUGUCCUGGCUCCCUUCGGGGCCGGCGAGGCGCUGAACGAAUCCACGGUCCGGCCAGCGGGGACGCCCCACAGCUCUGCCCCAGCGCCCCAGCCGGGGAUCGGCGCCCCAGCGAGAGCUGUCAGGACCCCGGCCCCCAGGCGGCAGUACGCCUGCCCCGAGUGCGGCCGGGCCUUCGGGCAGAGCUCCCACCUGACGCAGCACCUGCGGAUCCACACGGGCGAGCGGCCCUACGUCUGCCCCGACUGCGGCCGGGCCUUCAGCGCCAGCUCCAACUUCCUGGCGCACCGGCGCACGCACACGGGCGAGAAGCCCUACGACUGCUGCGUGUGUGGGCGCAGCUUCCGUGCCAGCUCCACCCUGCAGCGGCACCGGCGCCUGCACACGGGCGAGCGCCCCUACCGCUGCGGGCACUGCGGCCGCGCCUUCUCCCAGAGCUCCUCGCUGGCCAAGCACCGGCGCCUGCACACAGGCGAGCGCCCCUACCGCUGCGGCCACUGCGGGGAGGCCUUCGCCGUGCAGUCGGGGCUGGCUGCCCACCGCAGCCGGCACACGGGCGAGCGCCCCUUCGCCUGCCCCGACUGCAGCAAGCACUUCCGGCGCAGCUCCGACCUGGUGCAGCACCAGCGUGCCCACACCGGGGAGCGGCCCUUCCGCUGCGGCCACUGCGGUGCCGGCUUCAGCCUGGCCUCCACCCUGCUCAACCACCAGCGUGGCCACACCGGGGAGCGGCCCUACCGCUGCCAGCGCUGCGGGGCCAGCUUCGCCCGCAGCUCCACCCUGGCGCGCCACCGGCGGGGCCACGGGCCCGAGGGCGCCAGGCGGCAGGAGGCAGAGCCCGCCCCCCAGCCGGGCCCCCUGAAUCAGGGCUCCUGUCCUCUGCCCCAGCCGGGCCCCCUGGGUCACAGCUCAGAGCCCCUCUCUGGCCAGGGCACCCUCACCCAGCCGGGCCCCCUGGGUCACAGCUCAGCUCCUGUCACCCUGCAGCCCCCCACGGGGCAUGGGUCAGCUCCUGCCCCACAGCAGCCCCCCAUGGAUCAUGGGUCAGCUCCUGUCCCCCAGGAGCCCCCCAUGGGUCACAGGUCAGAUCCUGCCCCCCAGCACCCCCCCAUGGGUCAUGGGUCAGAUCCUGCCCCCCAGGAGCCCCCCAUGGGUCACAGCUCAGCUCCUGCCCCCCAGGAGCCCCCCACGGGUCACAGGUCAGAUCCUGCCCCACAGCAGAACCCCCUGAGUCACAGCUCAGCUCCUGCCCCCCAGGAGCCCCCCAUGGGUCACAGGUCAGAUCCUGCCCCGCAGCAGACCCCCCUGAGUCAGGGCACCAUAGAUCAUGGCCCGGGCCACCAGCCUGGCACUGUGGAUCAUGGGUCAGAGCCUGCCCCCCAGCAGAGCCCCCCGGCUCAGCCCCCCGCCCCCCAGCCGGGCGAGCGCCCCUACCCGUGCCUGGUGUGUGGGAAGCGGUUCUCCCGCAGCUCCAACCUGGUGGCCCACCAGCGGAUCCAUGCGGGCGACAAGCCGUUCCGCUGCCCGGAGUGCGGGCGGGGCUUCCUGCGGGGCUCCAACCUGCGGACGCACCGGCGCCUGCACACGGGCGAGCGCCCCUACCCCUGCCCCGAGUGCGGCAAGCGCUUCGGCGACACCUCCGUGCUGGUCAAGCACCAGCGCAUCCACACAGGCGAGCGCCCGCACCGCUGCCCCGACUGCCCCCGCCGCUUCAGCCAGGCCUCGGACCUGGUGGCCCACCGGCGGGUGCACACGGGCGAGAAGCCCUACGUCUGCGCCGAGUGUGGGCGCGGCUUCAGCCGCAGCUCCAACUUGCUGACACACCAGCGGCUGCACCGCGGCGAGCGCCCCUACCCCUGCCCCCAAUGCGGCAAGAGCUUCGGCCAGAGCUCGGACCUGCUGCAGCACCAGCGCAGCCACACCGGCGAGCGGCCCUUCGCCUGCGCCCAGUGUGGCAAAGCCUUCAGCAAGGGCUCCACCCUCACCGGGCACCAGCGCAUCCACACGGGCGAGCGGCCCUUCGCCUGCCCCGCCUGCGGCAAGCGUUUCCGGCACAGCUCCCACCUGACGGCCCACCUGCGGGUGCACGCCCGGGAGCGGCCGCUGUGAGUCGGAGCCCUGGCCUGCCCCCCGGCUCUGCCCCCAGC
Messenger RNA from Gopherus evgoodei (Goodes thornscrub tortoise), 2971 nucleotides. RefSeq names its product zinc finger protein 628-like. Gene Ontology annotation, molecular function: DNA-binding transcription repressor activity, RNA polymerase II-specific. The coding region runs from base 93 to 2933 and encodes 946 amino acids. Lineage: Eukaryota; Metazoa; Chordata; Testudines; Testudinidae. The transcript is spliced from 4 exons. Gene Ontology annotation, biological process: negative regulation of transcription by RNA polymerase II. The record is from RefSeq and is a predicted model, not a curated record.